UUAAAAAAUUCCAGGAUAUGAAAAUCUCUGUCGCCACCUUUCUUUCUCAUGCACAUUCUCACUAGUGCUACAAAUUCCUUGCUUUUCUUCAAAUCAUAGUCCAAUUAAAAAAAGAAAAAAUUCCCUACCCCCAAUCAAAAACCCAUCUCAAAUUCACCACCAUCCCAAUCAAUUCCUUGAUAAACCUUUCGCAAUCAAAACCCCCUUUUUUGCCAUCAUCAAAUCUGCUUUCUGCAUAAACCCUGAGUUCCUUUCCCAAAUUCACUCAAAAAUUGAGUAAAUCUCAGCUUUGCUUUUUGGGAUUUGGCAUAUUUGGAGAAUUUGUGAGAUUCCCAGAUGCAAUCUAGCUGGAAAGUGUCAUCGGAAGGGUUUGGUGUUGAAGGGAGGUGUCAGAGUGUUUGAUGAUUGCGCGUGGAGGCAAGAAUUGAAGAGCUAAAUAUUGGCAACAGAGGACGGGAAAAAAGAACCGAAAAAUCAACAAGAGAAAAAAGACAAAAGAUGGACAAGUAUGAGCUUGUUAAGGAUAUUGGUUCUGGGAAUUUUGGUGUGGCUAGGCUUAUGAGGAACAAGGAGACCAAGGAGCUCGUUGCUAUGAAAUACAUUGAAAGAGGACUCAAGAUCGAUGAGAACGUUGCACGAGAGAUUAUAAAUCACAGAUCUCUUAGGCAUCCAAACAUUAUUCGAUUCAAGGAGGUGGUUUUGACUCCAACACAUCUUGCUAUAGUUAUGGAGUAUGCAGCUGGAGGGGAACUCUUUGAAAGAAUCUGUAAUGCUGGAAGGUUCAGCGAGGAUGAGGCCAGGUAUUUCUUCCAGCAGCUCAUUUCAGGAGUCAACUACUGCCAUUUCAUGCAAAUAUGCCACAGAGACUUGAAGCUGGAGAAUACUCUUUUGGAUGGAAGCCCUGCUCCACGUUUGAAAAUAUGUGAUUUUGGUUACUCUAAGUCAUCUCUUCUGCAUUCAAGACCCAAAUCAACAGUUGGCACUCCAGCUUAUAUAGCUCCUGAAGUUCUAUCUAGGCGAGAAUAUGAUGGAAAGCUAGCUGAUGUUUGGUCAUGUGGAGUGACACUGUAUGUUAUGCUCGUUGGAGCUUACCCUUUUGAAGACCAAGAAGAUCCGAAAAACUUUAGGAAGACCAUUCAACGAAUUAUGGCUGUGCAGUACAAGGUACCUGAUUAUGUUCACAUAUCUCAAGAAUGUAGGCACCUUCUUUCUCGCAUAUUCGUUGCUAAUCCGGCUCGGAGAAUUACAAUCAAAGACAUAAAAACUCAUCCAUGGUUUCUGAAGAAUUUGCCUAGGGAAUUAACAGAUGCAGCUCAAGCUGCCUAUUACAGAAAAGAAAAUCCAACCUUUUCCCUUCAAAGUGCCGAAGAGAUCACUAAAAUUGUUGCAGAAGCAAAGACGCCCCCUCCCGUUUCCCGUUCAAUUGGUGGCUUUGGAUGGGGAGGUGAGGAAGAUGAGGAGAAAGAAGAAGAUGUGGAGGGGGAAGUUGAGGAGGAGGAGGAGGAUGAGGAGGAUGAAUAUGAUAAACAAGUGAAAGAGGCACAAGCGAGCGGAGAAUUUCAGCUCAGCUGAGGGCUCUUGUCCUGCAUUCGAAUAGUCUUAGUCCUGAAGUCCAUGAACUGCGGGUGUUUUCAUGAUCGUGUAAAGAUAUGUUAAACUUGGUAGAUUAUGAGAUAUUGUGGUAAAGAGGUUUGUGAAUCGCAUUUAGUGUGAUAGUUCUGUGUGCGUUGCAUGGUGAUGUAAAGACAUAUAGAGCCCUGUUUGGUCAUCUUGCUCGAGGGCUAUGGAGCUCAAGCAUUAGUUUGGCUUUGCGUGCAUAAUAUUCUGUCCAUUUGACUGUUUGCGUCAAUUAAAAUACAUCUUGUCUUCUACAGUUUAGUCGUA
Coffea eugenioides is the source of this 1884-nucleotide messenger RNA. Its product is annotated as serine/threonine-protein kinase SRK2A. Bases 499 to 1572 code for a protein of 357 amino acids. Gene Ontology annotation, biological process: intracellular signal transduction; protein phosphorylation. Lineage: Eukaryota; Viridiplantae; Streptophyta; Magnoliopsida; Gentianales; Rubiaceae. Gene Ontology annotation, molecular function: protein serine/threonine kinase activity; ATP binding. The transcript has 11 exons. The record is from RefSeq and is a predicted model, not a curated record.